Messenger RNA from Histoplasma capsulatum G186AR, 1224 nucleotides. RefSeq lists its product as uncharacterized. The record is from RefSeq and is a predicted model, not a curated record. The transcript is spliced from 3 exons. The coding region runs from base 1 to 1224 and encodes 407 amino acids. Lineage: Eukaryota; Fungi; Ascomycota; Eurotiomycetes; Onygenales; Ajellomycetaceae.
AUGUCCGUGCUAAACAGCCACGAGCCCCCUCCCCCGCCGUAUAGCUUCGUCGGGUCAUCGCGGCUCUCUUCUCCUGCGCCAUCUGUUCGUCGCUCGCCCCCACCGUAUCAUCAUAGUCCGUUGUCAAGUCAAGAAUGGUUAUCGAACAACCCCCCUUCAGGAGCCCCUCAAAACAGUAGACCUCCUAGACUGCCACAGCCGCCGCUACAUCACAGCCAGAAUCUAAGUCAAAAUGAAAGUACAAACCUGGCGCUGCGCCAAAGGCAGGAGGAAGCCAGGCCCUGCCCAAAUUGCAUUGUGAUUCCUAUAAUGGGACUAACGGGGUCAGGGAAAAGCACUUUUAUUUCCCUUUUGGCCGACGGGCCGGGCACGAACACCAUCGAAAUCUACCCGUACCAAAUUAACCAGGCAACACGAGUGGCCCUCGUAGAUAUUCCAAGCUUCAACAACGCCAGUAGAAGCGACAUCACUACUCUCAGCUCUAUAGCCAACUUCCUUUGCCAGAUCUACAGCAACGACAUUAAGCUGGGCGGCAUCAUAUACCUACACGACAUAAUAGCUAGGCGCAUGGACAGCCAUGCCUUACACAGCCUACGCAUGUUCAAAAAGCUUUGUGGCGCAGAGGGUUUAUCCAAUGCAAUCAUGAUCACGAACAUGUGGGAAAUCCUACCCACGUUCGAGGAGGGGGUAAGUCGCGAGAGGGAACUACGCGAUCGUUACUGGAGCGGCAUCCUCGGCCACGGAGGCAUGAUGAUGCGUCAUGACGGGAGCAGGUCAUCAGCGAAGGAGAUUAUCAAAACCUGCUUCCGGUACAACCAACACCUCAUAGCACCCCUGGACAUCCAGCGUGAAAUGGUCACACACGACCAGCAACUGAGCGAAACGGCGGCAGGUCGAGAACUAUAUUCGGCGAUCAGGGAGAAGAGGCAACGGUAUGCUAGCGAACUGACUACACUGCGUGAGGAAUUGGAUAAAGCACUCCGAAGGAAGGAUUUCGAGUACGGCCAGGAGCUUGAGGAGAUGAAAGCGCAUCUGCACAGGAAGAUUGGACUUGUGGAGGAGAGUGGGAGAAUGUUGAGGGGCGAUAUCCAGCGGUUGAACGGCGAAGUGCAUGCGCGGCGGGAGGGCGGGGAGAAGAGGAAAAAGAAGAAAUAUCUUGGACGGACGGCGCUGGGGAUUGGGGUGGCGACAAUUCUUGGUUUGACAACGGGUAUUUUUAUUUGA